This is a messenger RNA of Dentiscutata erythropus, 1884 nucleotides long. Lineage: Eukaryota; Fungi; Glomeromycota; Glomeromycetes; Diversisporales; Gigasporaceae. The record is from the annotation of a GenBank genome assembly.
AUGGAACAAAUCAGUUGGCAAAUUGUUCCUCGAUCGCAAAAAAUAAAAACCGUUCCUCGAAAAACAAAUGAAAUACAUCCUUCAUUAAUACAAAGAAAAACCAACACAUACACGCAUAGUUCAAAUGGUUCAUCAUCUAAACCUUCGUCAAAUUCAUCACCUGAACAUACGCAAAAUUCAUCACCUAAAAUUUCACAAAAAAAUUCAUCACCCGAAAUUUCACAAAAAAAUUCAUCACCUUCUCCAUUGACUGUAAAUAAAUUGUUAGCUUCUUCCCCGAAAGCAACAGCCGCCUCGUCCAGCGACGAUAGUGAAGACGAUAAUGGCGACGACUCGAAAUCGACUACUACGCAUAUAACCACCAAAACCACAACUAGCCAUCAAAGCACCUCUCCUUCGACAAUCAAGUCAACUCUAAAAACUAAUUUACCCUCUACAACGCUUUCAUCCAAUACAGCAUUUAUUACUCCUUCCGCCCAGGAACCUCAAAUUCCUUGCCUUACUGGUGAUUCUAUAACUUCUUUAUCAUGUAAAGAUUCUACUCAAUAUUAUUGCAACCUUACAGACCAUAUGUGCUACUCAAGAGUCGAAGACAAUUCACCAUGUCAAGAUGACACUGUAUGCAAUUUAAACUCAGCUUGUAGUGGAAACGUAUGUGUUCCUUCAGGUAGUUCUAAUGAUAAUUCACCGAUUGACGCUGGUAAAGUUGCUAUGAUAGUUGGACCUAUUCUUGGAGCAUUACUACUUUUCGCUAUUUUAUUCCUAUUCAUUUGUUGUAGACGUAGAAGAAAAAAAAGAAGUGAGAAUGAUAUUUUUGGUUCUAUGGAUGAUAAUUCUUAUCCAUUUGCCGCAAGGCCAAAUUCAUUCUCAAGCAGUACACCAACGCCUGUUCCCAUAACUCCUCUAGCAAGAAAUUCACCUGAAGAUAAUGAACUUGAAAAUCAGACAAACACAUGGAAUCAGACAAACUCUAAUACGAUAUGGAAUCAGGCCAACACUAAUCAGACAAACACUACUACUACAACAUAUUUAUCAGGUACAUCAACCUUUAAUGAUGUAGCAAGUGAACAAACCACGGAAAAUGUUAGAUUAUCAAAAUACUUGUAUAUUUCUAAUGCAUUAAAUAUUGGAAACAACAAUAUAAGAGAUUCAAAUUCAUCAUCAAGUGGUGAGACAGAUACAAGAACUGGCACACCUAUUAGACCAUUUAUAGUAAAUGGAGUAUCUAGUGAAAUGAAUUCACCAACAUUACCAUUAGAAGAUUUAACAGAUCGUGAUCGUGGAUCAACAGUAUCAUACUUUACAAAUAAUAGUAAUAGAGAUUCAGAUGUUUUACCAACUAUGGAUCAAGAUGAAUUUAGAAAAUCACCAGAAUCAGUAUAUUUAGGUCUUGAAUUUACACAACCUGAAACAAGACCUUCUAAAGGAAGAUAUACAAUGGGAUCAAUGUAUUCAACAUAUUCAACAUAUUCACAAGAUUAUUCUAAUUAUCCAGCUUCACCAACAACAUAUAACCUUUUACGUGGGGUACAAUCUUCAGUAACUACUGGUAAAAUUGAUCAUUCAAGAUUACGUAAUGAUAGUUUUAGUACAGUAACUACACAAACCAUUUCUCAAACAUAUGAUGAUUCUAGAAGUUCAUAUAUUCAAUUAAAUGCACCAAUAUUUAGUAAUUUUAAUAAUAAUGCUAGUGGUAGUAAUAGUUUAGCAAAUACACUGACUCAUGAAUAUUCGGAUUCAACAUAUUCUACAGCGUCUUCAUUGAAUAGUAAUUCCAACAAUUCCAACAGUACUUCCAAUAGUGAUCAUACUGUAACGCAAAAAAAUAUGUAUUCAACCAAUAGAAGUGAUGGUCAAACUAGAAAAUAUGGAAAUCAAUACUAA